AUGAUUUUGCUGGGUGAACUUGAAAAUAGUAUUUCAAAGUUGUCCAACGAUUUUCAUCGCAUCGAGUCACGUGUAUGUAACAGAUAUGCUUGUCAUGUGGAGCUUGUUGAUCACACACCUGCCAGUACUGGAUCAAUUAUUUCAACAUUUUGUGCAGUACGUGGAUAUAACGGUCAACAUUUUAAUCAUAGAACAGGAAAAUUUGUAUCACCACAUGAUGGUUUAUAUCUCGUCUGUGUGACUCUGAAUGAAUGGGAAGGUAAACAGAUUAGAGUUGGCGUGAUGGCUGGAGGCAGGUGCUGUACGGCUAUAGAAGUGAAAUGUGCCGACACUAGCGCUGCUGGGUCAGUGGUUGUUGACAUGAAGAAAGGUCAAGAAAUUUACUGUAAAGUGUCUUACGCAGAACAAGGCGCAACGUUGUCCAACUACAGUAGUUUUACUAUCGUUAGUUUAUAGAAGUACAACACAAAACAUGGUGGAUGGUAAAUUCUCAAACAAUAAAAUAUGUAACCACCAUGUUAAACACACGCUAACAAAUUAUUAUGUGUGUAGACUACAUGUCUACAAAAACUUGAAUGGUUUAUAUGUCAUUUGCUUGGCCAUCAUUACACAGUUCCAAAUAACUAAAUGUGA
Molecule: messenger RNA, 633 nt
Organism: Physella acuta
Lineage: Eukaryota; Metazoa; Mollusca; Gastropoda; Physidae
Molecular function (GO): protein binding
Source: RefSeq, a predicted model, not a curated record